CACUUUUUUUGUUAUGUGAUCAUGCUAAGUAAGCGAUCCUUAUAAAUAAAUAAGUGGGUACGACCUUUAGCGUGAAUCGAUAAACUGAAGUGACUUACUGAUUAACAUCUUAGCCUGUUGACAAUUGGUGUCAAUUCUUACAUCGAACCAAAUCUCCAAACCAUCAUAGACUGAUGGUAGUGGGCUUAUCCACUGGAAAUGUAUGUAAUUACGCAUAUAUCUCAAACCCAUCUGGAGCUGUCGGUGCCUGGUGAGACUAUUCAUUCCAGCGAGUUGAUCCGCCUGCCCGUCUCCCCUCCAUCCCGGCCUGAUGACGUCACCGUGGGCGCGGUGGCGGCCGUGUGACGUCACCAGGGGGUCCGCGGCGGGUUCUGGGUCAGCGAUAGUGUCGAGCGGCCGGCCGCUCCAGCGGCGGCCUGCAGUCGGCCCGCUCACGUGAACCGGUCAACAUGAGGUCCCUGGUGCUGCUCGCUGCCCUGACGCUGGCCACGGCCUCCCCCCAACAGGCGGUCAACUCCAUCGGCUCCGGAGGCCCCGUCUGUGGAGAUGCGUCUGCCCCGGAGGCCAGCAAGCCGCAGAACCUGCGCGUCUCGGAGCUCGUCUCCUGGGUGCGGAUCACCUGGGACCGACCGGCCUGCGAGGGCGACCUCAACUCCUACAUCAUGGUCGUGCUCGGAGGCACCACCAGCUACGACACAGAGAUCAAGUGUGACGAGAAGCAGUGCACGUACGACCUGAACCCGGCCGUGUGUGACUACUGCAUCCGUCCCGGUGUGGACUACACCUUCUCAGUGGCGGCUGUGCUGGAGGAUUCCAACCUGGGACCGGCUGCCACCAUCAACCAGGCUGUCGACGUGGAGACGUGCCCCAACUUCGUGGCGCCUCUGCACACGACCACGCUGUGCCGCGGUGUCUCUGAGGUGAACGCCAAUGGCGACUGUAACAACGACAUUCUGUGGAGCAAGGGCUCCAUGUGCCAGGCCAAGUGCGAGGAGGGCUACGGCUUUUACGACCCGCCCGCCAAGAAGUACUCGUGCGGCGCCGGCGGCGAGUGGAGCCCGGCCGGCAGCGCGCCAGAGUGCUACCAGAUUGUACCUGUGUUCUCUGCCAACCUGCAGUACAAGAUCACCUACCAGCGCAACUCGGUCGAGUCGCUGAAACACCAGUUCGAUGGACUCGUCUACAAAUACAACGACAUCUUCUGCCCGUACCCGGAGGAGUGCGGCAUCUCCAACCUGGAGGAAACCAACUCGUUGGACAAGGACGGCGCUCCUCUCACCGAGGUUGUGCUCACCAUCGACACACCCGUCUACAACAUCACUGACCAGGAGGGCUUCGUCGACAUCGUCGGCGAGGCGCUCAGCACCGUCACCGAGGACAACGCCUUCAUGACCCUCAUCGACUACGACAACAUUGAGCUCGUGCUUCCCGUGCUCAGCCGCCAGGGCAAGCGGACCAAGGCCGAGCCGAUGCUGUGCUGCCAGAAGUGCCCAGAUGGCCACGCUUACCGGCUCGGACACUGCGUGAACUGUCCGAACGGAGUGUGCAACUGAGAAGAGCCGUUACCAGCCGCUGACCUGACCCCGGCCACUGUGACCUGAGCGUGACCUAGCCGGCGUCAGGUCAGCCCUGAGGUCAUCCUCUAGGUCAGCGGUGGACGCGUGACGCAGGUCUCUGCUCUGCGGCGACCUGACCUGAGCCGUGCCCCGGGGAGACUCGCGGUGCCGCGGUCAAAUACUCUGCGCGGACCCCGAGCCGCCGUGCGGCAGGCCGCGCGGAGUGUCCCGAGGACCGAUUGGUCCGCACCGGCGGACCGAUCGGUCCAGUGGUGUGUCUGAGAGCGCUGUAAGGUGUGUGGAACUGUGAGCGCCGACCGCGACCCGGCCCCGCGGUCGUGUGUGUCGUGAGCACGGACAGUAUGCCUCUGCAGUGACCUGGUGGGUUGUGUAGGAACAUGACGAGCCCACAGCGUUGAUCGGGCUCCACAGUGCGUCCGUGAGGAGUUUACCGCCGGGAGAGUGGGUGCAAGCGUCGAAAUAUGCUCAACGUUUUACCCCCAUUACAACACGAACCAAAUCUGCCCCCGCUGCACAGUAGCUCAGAAAUACCGGACUCUCGUCGGGCUGACGCGCCGGGCCCGUACGCUCGCUCCGUCCUCCCGACUUCAUUGUAUGGUCAUCAUCCGUAUUUAUUGUUACCGAGUAUAUCGAUAGGCCUACUGGCGGACGGCAAAGUAUUUCCAUGAGGUGUAGACUGCUGUUCGUUGUUGCUAGUUUCAUGACUGUGUGCUUCCAGCAGUGUUUGUAAAUAAGGUGACCAAAACAAUAAAACACUAUCGUGUUCA
Amphibalanus amphitrite is the source of this 2344-nucleotide messenger RNA. RefSeq lists its product as uncharacterized. The transcript is spliced from 8 exons. The record is from RefSeq and is a predicted model, not a curated record. The coding region runs from base 450 to 1553 and encodes 367 amino acids. NCBI's taxonomy places the organism in Eukaryota, Metazoa, Arthropoda, Thecostraca, Balanomorpha, Balanidae. Gene Ontology annotation, molecular function: protein binding.